Messenger RNA from Asterias rubens (European starfish), 2887 nucleotides. RefSeq names its product transforming growth factor-beta receptor-associated protein 1-like. Lineage: Eukaryota; Metazoa; Echinodermata; Asteroidea; Forcipulatida; Asteriidae. Bases 40 to 2631 code for a protein of 863 amino acids. The transcript has 22 exons. The record is from RefSeq and is a predicted model, not a curated record. Gene Ontology annotation, biological process: endosomal vesicle fusion; autophagy; intracellular protein transport. Gene Ontology annotation, cellular component: membrane; cytoplasm.
CAAGAAAAGAAAAAGGAACGUUCCUUAUGAGUUUCUGAGAUGAGUGUGAAGGCAUUUGAACUGGUUCCAGCCAUUGAAAGGCUGAAAUUAUUGGGAGAAAAGGCCAGAACAGCAAUUGAGUGCAUUGAAUGCUGUGGGAAGAACCUGUACAUCGGCACAAGUGACUGUUUUGUGAUCCAUUUCUUAGUAGAGGAGAAAACGCUUCCAAAUGGGAAGAUUACGUAUACCAGUGAGAAGCAGUCACACAAAUACCUAGCAGUGAAAAAGCCAAUCCAGCAGCUGAAGGCAGCUUCAGCACUGACAAGAAUCUUAGUGCUUUGUGACAAUGUCUUGACCCUCUUGAAUAUGUUUAACCUGGAGCCUAUACUGAGUGGAGCCAAGAUCAAAGGGGUUACAGCUUUCUGUGUCAACAACAAUCCAAGAUCAAGCAAUCCAUUCAGUCUGGAGAUUGCUGUAACUUCAAAACGGAAGCAGGUCCAAGUCUACACAGUCACUGAGGAUAAAUGUGUCCUCAUCAAAGAGAUAUCCAUUAGUGAUAUACCCGUUAACCUGAGUAUGGAUGCUUUCUGCAUCUGUAUAGCCACAUCUAACGAGUACAUCUUAGCUAACUACCAUACCGGAGUGAUAACGGAUUUAUUUCCCUAUGACGCCGAUCAGACAUCCCCAGUUGUCAAAAGAGUUGGAAAGGAGGAGUUUCUAUUGGCUGGUCCAAGUUCUCUAGGGAUGUUUGUCACCUCUGCUGGGAUUUCACAACGCCCUCCCCUGAAAUGGUCUGAGACAAUCCGUGGCGUCAGUUAUUUGUUUCCUUAUGUGGUUGCCAUGGACGACGAGUUCCUGACAGUCCACAGUGUGUUGGACCAGCAGCAGAAGCAGACUAUUCCAUUCCAAGGAGGGAGGAUACUGGGUGACUUUGAGGGGAGGAUAUUUGUGUCGUCCAGCAAAGAGGUGUACGCUCUUGUGCCACUUCCAGUUGAAAAACAAAUCCAAGCAUUAUUGAGCGAUAAACGUGUUGAAGAGGCGUUGACGUUGGCCAAGAACGCCAAGAAACUAGGAUUGGCAAAGGACAAAUUCCAAAAGCUUUACCAGAGAAUUCAGCAGCAAUCGGGUUUUAUUGAGCUUUCCGAAUUUCACUUCGACGAAGCUGGGCAGUUAUUUAAAGAUGGUCUACUAGAUGUCAGAGAGCUGAUCAGCCUCUUUCCAAACCUCCUCCCGUCGACGUCUAACUUCAACCGUUCCGUGCCCCUACUUCAUCAGUUUGCCGAUAUCUCAUCGAUAGUCCGAGGGAGCAAAGAGAAGCUCCAGGACUGCAAGACAUUCCUCUCUUCCUACCUGGACAGCAUCAGAGGAGGUGACCUCAGCCUUGGCUUCAGAGAGGAAAUAGACACAGCUUUAUUGAAGCUGUACGCAGAGAGCAGCCCUGAGUUACUGAAGACUCUCGUCUCGUCAGAAAACACUUGCUCCUUACACGAUGCUGCAGAGAUCUUACAGAAGCAUGGAAGACACCACGCCCUAGGUCUCCUCUAUAGAUAUCACAUCGAUAAUGAAAAGGCUCUCCUUGUUUGGGCAAGAAUAUGCGAUGGAGAAUUAAAGGACGACACAUUUCCUGGACUUGACUUUGUUGUGGAAUUUUUGUCAAGAUGUAGUGAUCAUGAGCUAGUCUGGCGAUACGUCGAUUGGGCGCUGCAGAAAAAUCCUGAACUUGGAGUAAAGAUUUUCACAGAUAGAUCUGAGUCUGAGCCACUGACUGAGAGAAUGAGACCUGAUACGGUGAUCGACUACCUCCAUGCUUUCCCUAAGGCUGUCAUGAGAUAUCUAGAGCAUCUUGUCUUCACCAAGAAACUAGAGAAAGAGAAAUACCACACCCAUCUUGCCGUCUUAUACCUAGACGACGUCUUGAAGAAGAACCCCGAGACAUCAAAGCCAGAGCUUGAUCUGUCUCGAUCCAAGCUUCGUCACAUGCUCCAGGAGUCCUCUCUCUACAGAGUCCAACUCAUCCUGGGUAAAGUCCGAGAGACGGACAUGUUUGCCGAGACGGCCAUCUUGUAUGGAAAGUUAGAGGAGCACGACAAAGCCCUACGUAUCUUAGUCCACAAGUUACAAGACUACGGGGCGGCCGAACGCUACUGCUGUAUAAACUCUAGAGGGAGGGAUAGAGCUUACAGGAGAAGACUGUUCCAGAUUCUGCUUGGUGUUUACUUAGAUCCUCUCGAAGGGAAAAAAGAUUCUUUAAUUGCUCCUGCCAUUGCUCUGCUCAACAGUGAAGACGCUGACUUUGACGCUUCAAGGGUCCUGCAGCUGAUCCCCGAGAACUGGUCCACAGCCCUCCUCUCACAAUUCCUAACCAACACAGUCCGUAAGAGCCUCCACACGUCACGCACCACCAAGCUUCAACGGAUGCUCACGCGCACCGAAAACCUCAACCUCAAGGUUUCGCAGAUCUCCCAACAGCGAGACCCGAUCUACGUCGGCGACGACCGGAAUUGCCAAGUCUGUAACCGCCCUUUCCACGAGCCAACGUUUGCCAGGUAUCCGAACGGAGUCAUCGUCCAUACGCAGUGCGCGUGGAACAAAACCGUAUGCCCCGUUACGGGAAGACUGUUUAGUACGAAGAUAAGCUCCAGUAAGAGCUAGGUGUUCCAUGCCCGAUGUGGGGCAGACGGUUUUUCCAGGUAUCCCAACGGAGUGAUUGUCCACACGCAGUGCACGUGGAACAAAACUGUGUGCCCCGUUACGGGAAAACUGCUCAGUACAGCUCCAGAAAGAGCUGGUUUUCCAUUUGAUUGAGCAUUAGGAAAGUGGCAAUAUAAACCUUUGUAUUGUUGAUAAACAACCCGCAAUGGUCAGCAUCGACAGCAAAACAUUCAAUCGUGUUAAAGGCAGUGGACAC